AGGCCACGAUGAGCGAUAUGACAGAAGAAAAGAGAAGAUGUGACACGGAUAGGGGUGGCAGACUCAUAAGAUUUAUCAUCUCCAAUUACAUACGGGAAGAUGCCCUCGAUCCGAAACUUCCCUUUAAUAAGAGCGGCAGCGGUAUUCCUUGAUAUCCACAUCUCCGCUGCUAGCACAACUCUUCGUCAGGUACCGUCCAUGGGAUGCCGUGGGGAUGUUUCAAUCCUUUUAUCUAAGUGUUUAGUACAAAGAAGAUCUCCAGCCAGUCAGAGGCCCCGAAUUGCGACUUACACCAGCUUGAGAUCCCCUUGGUGGGCGCAGAAUCUUUCUGGGCGCCGUUAGCGGCCGCUGACGCCAUUUCAUGUGCCCGGAAAAGCCUUUAUCAGGCUUAUCGCAGCGCCAGUCGCCAC
Molecule: messenger RNA, 410 nt
Organism: Canariomyces notabilis
Lineage: Eukaryota; Fungi; Ascomycota; Sordariomycetes; Sordariales; Chaetomiaceae
Exons: 1
Coding region: 100-342 (80 amino acids)
Source: RefSeq, a predicted model, not a curated record